AUGGGGAAGCAGUGUAGCAUGGCAACCGAAGGAGGCGAGAACGAGGAGCGUGGAAACUGGGCUGGAAGAUUAGACUUCAUAUUGUCACUGAUUGGUUAUUCAGUGGGCCUGUCCAACUUGUGGCGUUUUCCCUCUCUGUGCUACAGGAACGGGGGCGGUGCGUUCCUUAUACCGUACCUCAUUGCCAUGGUGAUUUGUGGUAUGCCUUUCUUUUUUAUGGAGUUAGCAUGGGGUCAGUUUUGCAGUGAAGGGCCAAUAACAGCCUGGAAACUGUGUCCUUUGUUCAGAGGUGUUGGUUUUAUAAUGGUUAUAAUAUCAUCUAUCACGAUAGUCUACUAUAACAUUGUCAUCGGCUAUUCUGUGUUAUAUCUCUUUUCUUCAUUUACUUCAAGUGUACCAUGGUCAGGGUGCGAUAAUUGGUGGAACACCAAUGCUUGUACGCUUCGUGAAUCUGGAGUUAACGAUAUAUUUACCGACAAUACACUUGACAUUACUAAUACAAGUGAAGCUCUGAACUUGACAUUGGCAGUGCGUGUCAGCCCCGCUCAACAGUAUUGGGAAAACUAUGUCCUGAAUAUCAGCGACGGUAUUGACAAUCUUGGUAGCGUACAGUGGAAACUUGUACUGUGUUUGUUGUUAUCAUGGAUUGUGGUUGUUCUAUGUCUUAUCAAAGGAGUGCUAACUUCUGGACGGGUGGUCUAUUUCACCGCAACAUUUCCCUAUUUUGUCAUCACAAUAUUGUUGAUUCGUGGAGUCACCUUACCAGGUUCGGCAAAUGGGCUCAUGUAUUUCCUUAUUCCAAAGUGGGAAGCGUUAUUGAUACCAAAGGUAUGGAGCGAUGCAUUCACUCAGAUCUUCUACUCUCUGGGACCAGGUUGGGGAGCCUUACUCACUAUGGCAAGUUACAACAGAUUCCAUCAUAACUUUUUAAAGGAUGCUCUUAUUGUUCCUUUGGUAAACAGUGGUACUAGCAUAUAUGGCGGAUUAGCAAUAUUUUCAAUCAUUGGAUUCAUGGCUCAUGAUCAAGACCAACCUAUUGAUAAAGUUGUUACGUCAGGUCCUGGUUUGGUGUUUGUAGCAUACCCAGAAGCUUUGGCUCGUAUACCGCUAGCUCCGUUAUGGUCAAUUCUUUUCUUCUUUAUGUUGAUUACGUUAGGACUUGACAGCCAGUUUGGUUUGGUGGAAGGUAUAGCCAGUGGGAUAAUGGAUUCAUUUCCUGACUUAUUUCGAAAACAGAAGACACUUCUCAUAAUAUGCAUUUGCAGUGUCUCUUUCUUGCUUGGGUUGCCGUUGGUUACUAAGGGCGGCAUAUAUAUAUUCACCCUACUGGAUUGGUAUACUGGACUCUUGUCUGUUUUUGUUAUAGCUUUGUUUGAAUCCUUGGUGAUUGGAUGGAUAUACGGAGCCAAUCAGUUCUAUGAUGACAUAGCUAUGAUGUUAGGAUCUCGUCCUAGUCCCUGGUGGAUGAUAUGUUGGAUGGUUAUAAGCCCGUUGGCCAUAAUGUUUAUCGCUAUGAUGUCGUACAUUAAUUAUGUACCAGUGUACUACGAUGGCUAUGUAUAUCCAAAGUCAGCGGAAGUUAUUGGAUUGGUGAUAAUGAUUUCACCAACACUCAUGAUUCCAUUAAUGAUGGCAUAUGAAUACUGUGUAAAUGGCCGAGGCAAUGACGUCUUAGAGCGUAUGCAGGCACUGCUCAAACCGACAGCCGACUGGGGUCCUGCUUUACCCAAAUAUCGUUAUGGUGAUUAUUAUGUUGAACUUGACGGCAAGUCGACAGCUAACUACCCAAUGACUGAAUUCACGACGGAGAGAGCCAACUGUGAAAUGCCAUCAGAAUUCAAUGACAAUUCUUCUUAUCCUACUAAACCCAUCUACUAA
Messenger RNA from Saccoglossus kowalevskii, 1878 nucleotides. RefSeq names its product sodium- and chloride-dependent glycine transporter 1-like. NCBI's taxonomy places the organism in Eukaryota, Metazoa, Hemichordata, Enteropneusta, Harrimaniidae. The record is from RefSeq and is a predicted model, not a curated record. Gene Ontology annotation, biological process: sodium ion transmembrane transport; amino acid transport; nitrogen compound transport. Gene Ontology annotation, cellular component: plasma membrane.